Lasiosphaeria miniovina is the source of this 733-nucleotide messenger RNA. RefSeq lists its product as uncharacterized. NCBI's taxonomy places the organism in Eukaryota, Fungi, Ascomycota, Sordariomycetes, Sordariales, Lasiosphaeriaceae. The record is from RefSeq and is a predicted model, not a curated record. The coding region runs from base 423 to 662 and encodes 79 amino acids. The transcript is spliced from 2 exons.
GCCAGCAGCAGGAACAGGGCCGAGGGCACAAUCGACAGGAUGGCGCCCUCAAAGGCGAGCGUGAAGUCGAAGCGGCCCGUCGCCGCCGGGCCAAAGUCGGCCUCGAGCAGCCACUCGGCCGAGCUGUUGGUAUCCAUCAUGUUGUUCAUUUUGGGCAGCAAUCUGUGAAGUCCAAAAAUGAAUGUGGCGGAUGAUUGAUGGGGUGGGACAAUCAAUGUUGCCUUUCAAUAUUUAUCUAGAAAUGAGUUUAAUCCGGGGUGUAGUAAAGUCGAGGUUGGAACGCGUGUAAGCACCGGACCCGAUCCAAGGCACGCUACGCCUACUACCUUACGUGUAAUAAUACUACACCGUCCGUCAAAUCUACACGCGUGUCGCCUCUAUUAAUAUGAUCUGCAGAGCCAGAGUCCGAGGGCUUGGUUAUCAUGUCGCUCACGAUAAAUCUCUUCUUUUUUUGUGUGUUGCCUUCUCCUUUCCCCGCACCAAAUACAUCAUCCUCCCCCUGUAAUAUGGCAGACGCAUCGCGCCACGCAAGCAAGCAACGCAGCCCUGCACGUUGUCUGUCAAGUCCGAGCCGCGUGCGUGGCAGAGUCUCUGGCGUGAUUUUUCGCAAUUGGUUCGGUUCAGAGCCUUUACCUCCUCUUUGGGAUUUGGUGGUUUGGUAGUCAGACCCUUUCUUCGCCGCUGCUGUGUUAAUCGCAACGUGGAUUGAACAUGACGUAGGGCUAUAUCGACU